This is a messenger RNA of Chondrus crispus (carragheen), 1260 nucleotides long. RefSeq lists its product as hypothetical. The record is from RefSeq and is a predicted model, not a curated record. The transcript has a single exon. NCBI's taxonomy places the organism in Eukaryota, Rhodophyta, Florideophyceae, Gigartinales, Gigartinaceae. Gene Ontology annotation, molecular function: protein binding. Bases 1 to 1260 code for a protein of 419 amino acids.
AUGUGGGCGACGGACGGCGUGGCGAGCGCCAUUCAGCAAUGCCAGGCACGCAAAAGCGUGCUGCUCAUCCUGGUUGAGCCUCCGACGCGCGUCAUGCAUCCGACGUCUGCCUCCGAAUCGAGCGCCGACCUUCUCUCGCGCCUGGCAACCUCCUCCAUGCACACCCUCACCUUCUCGAACCCUUCCAUCGCCGCCCUGACUCGCCUUUCCAACGCCGUCUGCCUGCGCUUCCCCAGCGACGACGCCAACCCCAAUUUCACCGCCUUCUCCGUCUACUUCAAGCUCCACGCCAACCCGCCCAACCUCUACUUCAUCGCCCCGCUCACGGGCGAGACCCUCCUGCACAACUCCGGCUUUGUGUCCCCGCAAGCCUUCGCCCACGCCCUCGUCGCCGCCACGAAAACAGUGUCCGGCACCGUCCUUACUGUCCCGGAAAUACCCCGCUCAGAGCCAGAGCGGGCUGACAAGGCCGCUGACAAGGCCGUUUUUGCUGCGUAUCAGGAGGAGGAGGAUACACAUGCGGAAUGUCACACGGGAGUAGCAAGUCCUUCUCUGCCGAAGACAGAGGAGCGAGCGUCUGCGGCAACCCCCGACUCCCCCACAUUCUCUCGCCAAUCGUCCGGUGCCCCAUCGCUACAAUCCGAACCUGUCUCAGCCUCGCUCCCUUCACAAUCAAAGUCCAUGAAGCUUUCCCGUCCGAGCGCGACCCACCCACGCGAAGCCAAACUCCUCGCGCGACUCCCCAGCGGAGCCCAGGCCAAGAAGACCUUCCCAGCAACUACAAACUUCUCAGCGGUGCGGUCGUGGCUAUCCGAGGAAACCCAGUGCGCCCCGGCCUCACUGCUAGUCUCAACGGCGUUCCCGCGGCGGGUUUUCGAUCUAGCCCAAGAUCCCAAAAUGCUUGAGGAGCUCGAUCUAGUCCCGUCCGAAACUCUCAUCGUUGCGCUUGAACGAAACAGGAGCAACGCAGGCCUGUCCGCGAGGAGCAGCGCGUGGCAGGCGUCCGGAAUCAGGUCUUAUGCGGCAGGCGCGCUCGGAGUCCUUGGAGGAUUUUUUCGCUCUUUCACGGCAGACAAUCCUGCGCGCCAAGAAAUUCCGGACGAUCAAAAUGCGGCGGCCGGACAGAUGCCUUCCGCCCUUCAGAUGAACCGUCCGCGGCCUACCCGACGCCAAUUUGAUGAUGACGAGAAUCUCCUUUCGAACGGGAACAGUACGCAGUACGGUUGGAACCCGAGGGAUGGAGAAGAACCGGAAAGUUGA